CGCUGCGGGGGCCGGCGACUGCUUAGACCGCAGAAAAGCAGGAGGACGUCUGAGACAUGCUCGCAGCGCUAGGCUCUCUGGCGGCUGCCCUCUGGGCAGUGGUCCAUCCUCGAACUCUCCUGCUGGGCACUGUCGCCUUUCUGCUCGUUGCUGACUUUCUCAAAAGACGGCGCCCAAAGAACUACCCGCCGGGGCCCUGGCCCCUGCCCUUCGUUGGCAACUUCUUCCAUGUGAACUUUGAGCAGUCGCACCUGGAGGUUCAGCAGUUUGUGAAGAAAUAUGGGAACCUUUUUAGCUUGGAGCUUGGUGACAUAUCUGCAGUUCUUAUUACUGGCUUGCCCUUAAUCAAAGAAGCCCUUAUCCACAUGGACCAAAACUUUGGGAACCGCCCCAUGACCCCUAUGCGAGAACGUACCUUUAAGAAAAAUGGAUUGAUUAUGUCAAGUGGCCAGAUAUGGAAGGAGCAAAGACGGUUCACUCUGACAGCACUAAGGAACUUUGGUUUAGGAAAGAAGAGCUUAGAGGAACGCAUUCAGGAGGAGGCCCAACACCUCACUGAAGCAAUAAAAGAGGAGAACGGACAGCCUUUUGACCCUCACUUCAAGAUAAACAAUGCAGUUUCCAAUAUCAUUUGCUCCAUCACCUUUGGAGAACGCUUUGAGUACCAGGAUAGUCAGUUUCAGGAGCUGCUGAAGUUAUUGGAUGAAGUCACAUACUUGGAGGCUUCAAAAACAUGCCAGCUCUACAAUGUCUUUCCAUGGCUAAUGAAAUUCCUGCCUGGACCCCACCAAACUCUUUUCAGCAACUGGGAAAAACUGAAAUUGUUUAUUUCUCAUAUAAUUGAAAAACACAGGAAGGAUUGGAAUCCUGCAGAAACAAGAGACUUUAUUGAUGCUUACCUCAAAGAAAUGUCAAAGCACACAGGCAAUUCUACUUCAAGUUUCCAUGAGGAAAACCUCAUCUGCAGCACUCUGGACCUUUUCUUUGCCGGAACCGAGACAACUUCUACGACUCUGCGAUGGGCUCUGCUUUAUAUGGCCCUCUACCCAGAAAUCCAAGAAAAAGUACAAGCUGAGAUUGACAGAGUGAUCGGCCAGGGGCAGCAGCCGAGCACAGCCGCCCGGGAGUCCAUGCCCUACACCAAUGCCGUCAUCCAUGAGGUGCAGAGAAUGGGCAACAUCAUCCCCCUGAACGUUCCCAGGGAAGCGACAGUUGAUACCACUUUGGCUGGGUACCACCUGCCCAAGGGGACCAUGAUCCUGACCAAUUUGACGGCGCUGCUCAGGGACCCCACAGAGUGGGCCACCCCUGACACGUUCAAUCCAGAGCAUUUUCUGGAGAAUGGACAGUUUAAGAAAAGGGAAGCCUUUCUACCCUUCUCAAUAGGAAAGCGGGCAUGCCUCGGAGAACAGUUGGCCAGGACUGAGCUGUUUAUUUUCUUCACUUCCCUUGUACAAAAAUUUACCUUCAGGCCCCCAGACAAUGAGAAGCUGAGCCCGAAGUUUAGAAUGGGCAUCACUAUUUCCCCAGUCAGUCACCACCUCUGCGCUGUUCCUCGGGUCUGAUUUUGCUAAGAAAGAAAGGGGCUUUUUAAUGAUUGCCAUUCUAACUGGUGUGAGAUGGUAUCUCAUUGUGGUUUUGACUUGCAUUUCUCUGAUGGCAAGUGAUAAUGAGCAUUUUUUCACGUGUCUGCUGG
Molecule: messenger RNA, 1696 nt
Organism: Chlorocebus sabaeus (green monkey)
Lineage: Eukaryota; Metazoa; Chordata; Mammalia; Primates; Cercopithecidae
Gene: CYP2J2
Product: cytochrome P450 family 2 subfamily J member 2
Biological process (GO): xenobiotic metabolic process
Cellular component (GO): cytoplasm; intracellular membrane-bounded organelle
Molecular function (GO): oxidoreductase activity, acting on paired donors, with incorporation or reduction of molecular oxygen, reduced flavin or flavoprotein as one donor, and incorporation of one atom of oxygen; heme binding; iron ion binding
Source: RefSeq, a predicted model, not a curated record